CGCGCUGUCGGUUGACCCCGCAGGGAGGGGGUGGGAGGUGAGAGGUCGCACUGGUUUGUGGAGGAGGAGGCAGCGGCGGGAACGGGAGGCGGCGAACAUACCGACUGCAAUGAUCACCGGCGACAGGAGUAGGCCGUGACUUGGAGCUGAGAGGAGGCCAUGUUUGUGCAGGAGGAGAAGAUCUUCGCCGGGAAGGUGCUGAGGCUCCACAUCUGCACCAUGGAGGGGGCCGAGUGGCUGGAGGAGGUGACCGAGGAGACCAGCGUCGAGAGCCUCAAGGAGCGCUGCUUGAAGCAUUGUGCACAAGGAGGAUUAGAAGACCCAAAGACAAUAACACACCACAAACUCAUUCACGCUACAUCAGAGCGGGUCCUGUCGGACACAAAGACUGUCAUUGAGGAGAACCUCCAGGAUAAAGAUGUUUUAUUAUUAAUUAAAAAGCGAGCACCUGCUGCUCCUCCCAAGAUGGCUGAUGUGUCUGCUGAAGAAAAGAAGAAACAAGAGCAAAAGGCGCCAGAUAAAGAGGCCAUCAUGAAGGUAACAGCUCAACUUGUUGCUCGGCAAGCUGACCGGGUGGUUACCCAGCACAACCUGCGAGAUUUUCAGACAGAACUCAGGAAAAUCCUUGUUUCCCUAAUAGAAGUGGCACAGAAACUGCUAGCUCUAAAUCCAGAUGCUGUUGAACUAUUUAAAAAGGCAAAUGCAAUGUUGGAUGAAGAUGAGGAGGACCGAGUGGAUGAGGCAGCACUACGCCAGCUGACUGAGAUGGGCUUCCCUGAGAGUCGAGCGGUGAAAGCACUGCGGCUGAAUCAUAUGUCUGUGACACAGGCCAUGGAGUGGCUAAUUGAACAUGCAGAGGAUCCAACAAUCGACGCACCACUGCCUGGGGAUGGGGCAGCUGGAGGGUCCAGAGCUGUUGCAAGGGAUGCAAAGCCAGAAACUGUCAAUGAAAUUGCCAAACAAGAUGAAUUGACCGACAUCUUUAAGAAGAUCAGGCGGAAACGAGAAUUCCGACCAGAACCCAGAGCUAUGAUUGCUCUGAUGGAAAUGGGAUUUGAUGAAAAAGAAGUAAUAGACGCUUUGCGAGUCAACAACAACCAACAAGAUGCUGCUUGUGAAUGGUUGCUGGGUGAUCGAAAACCCUCCCCUGAGGAGUUAGAUAAAGGCAUUGACACUGAAAGCCCAUUAUUUCAGGCCAUCCUGGACAAUCCUGUUGUACAGCUAGGACUGAUUAAUCCUAAAACACUACUUGCAUUUGAAGAUAUGCUGGAAAAUCCGUUAAACAGCACUCAGUGGAUGAAUGAUCCUGAGACAGGUCCUGUGAUGUUGCAGAUUUCUAGAAUCUUCCAGACUCUGAAUCGCACAUAGGGCAAUUGCUCCGUUCUGACAGAAAAGCUUCCAGCUGCUCAUCUGCAGAAAAGGGGUGCCAUCUCCUGAGAAGAGUGUUUGUGGAUUAUUCACUAGUGGACCCUGUUUGUACUUGAUAUGGGUAGCUUGCAACAACAUCCACUUAACUACUGUUGCCUUUGGAUCUAGUGCUUAACGGCCUUGAUUUGAGGUUUUUAAUUUAAAGUAAAUGCUGUUAGUAAAUUGCACAGAGUUUGAGACACAAAAGAGAACGCUUAUAAAAAAAACAAACAGUAAUCCCAUUUUGGGGAAAAGGCAACAAUUGUGUCUCGUGGCUUUUGGAUUUGAGAACAGCCAAAGAAUAAAGGGAUUCGGCAUGAUGUCAACUAAUUAAAUGAUAAUUGUUUGACUGUCUCAAUUUUGGAACUCUGUACCUCUUUGAAAGAAGCAGAGAACGGUGUUUUGGUAAACAGGGGUAUAGACUAUCCUUUAAAUGCACUGAAGCAAACUUGAAAGAACCUUAAUGUGGGAAGCAGUAACACACUUGGUUAUCAAGGUUCUUUGUCUGAUAAGAACCUCAGCAUUAGCAGUGAUGUAUUGAAGGAGCCAAUCCUGCAGUGCUGCAGUGAUUGCAAAUAAAUGGAUAUGCUUUAAGUAAAUGAGGGGGUUUCGGUCUCAUCGCUACACAAGUCUAGGUUCUAUUUGAUGCACCUGCAACAUCAGAGAAUGGAUUGUGCUUUGUUAGGAGACUUAGAAUGCUCCUUCUACUGAUUGUUUUCUUUCAAAAAGAAAGCAAAGGCAAAUCUCAUAAUGUAAAGAAAUGUUUCUUUUAUAGCUUUGGAGAGAAGCCACUUUCUCACUACAAUACCUUGGUGCUCAUUACCACUGUGUAUAAAGAAUCUAUAAAUGUUGAUUUUAUACAGCAGUCAAUUUGGAGAUCUUGUACAGAUAAAUUUUUACUUGUGAUAACCCAGAUGUUCUACAUACCAACCUGCAGUCAGGGGAAUGAGGAACUAAAGCUAAAACCAGGAGGUAAUAUGUAUGAUGAAGGAUUUGUCCACUGGAAUUGAUUAUUGCCAUUGGCAAUUGAGGAAGUUUUACUUUACUACAAUUGGUGAGGUACUAAAAUUGACAUCAAGGAUUUGAAUACUAGUGGACUGCUCUGUAUAUUAAAAGAAAGUGAUUUGGUUGCUGGGAUUUUCCUCAAUACCAGAGUAUCUAAAAGCAGUAAAAUUUUACUAAGGAUCUCUAACUGAGACUCCAUCAAAAUAAAGAGACCAGGAGGAAGAAUCGCUUUGACCUCUGUGUAGUGAAAACUGUAAGCUUCUUCUAGAAAGAGUUGACGGUGGCACAACACGUAGGGGACAAAAAGCAGUUCUUCCCUGCAGUACUUGCUUGUGUUUUAUAAGUGUUCUCUUUCUUAAAAGAAUUGUACUGAAACCAUCAGGGGUUGACUAUUUUAAAGGCAACUUCACUGUAAUCGGAGUGUCCGAUUAAAAGACUUCUUGGGUUUGUA
Rhincodon typus (whale shark) is the source of this 2863-nucleotide messenger RNA. RefSeq names its product UBA domain containing 1 (gene ubac1). Gene Ontology annotation, molecular function: protein binding. The record is from RefSeq and is a predicted model, not a curated record. The coding region runs from base 160 to 1368 and encodes 402 amino acids. The transcript has 10 exons. NCBI's taxonomy places the organism in Eukaryota, Metazoa, Chordata, Chondrichthyes, Orectolobiformes, Rhincodontidae.